UGCCUUUUGGAUGAACUCCCAUGCAUGCAAACACUCAAACAAAUCAAACCAAACCAAAACCAAAACCAAAAACAUUCCUUUCUUAAUCAAUUUGCUUAGCUAAAAUCUCCAAUAUUCAUGAACCAAAGUAACAUGAGAUCAAGGCAUUUGUUGUUUUCAUCAUCUUCAUCUCCAAUUUCGACGGAGCUUGCAACACAAAACACAAGAGGAUCUCCUAAUUUUCCUAGUAAGGAACUUUGGGCUGGUUUUCUUGUCACUCUUGUUGCCAUGGUGGCCGGUGUUGUAUUGUUUACUUGCCUAAAGAGGCAGUGUUUGAAGAAAUGGAAGAAAUCAACGAAAGGUGUCAAUUUAAGGAAGUUGGAUUUGAGAAGGUUUCAUUUGGAGGAGUUGCAAAAGGCCACAAUGUCAUUCAACAAGGAAUGUUUGCUUGGUUCUGGUGCAUUUGGGAAUGUUUAUAAGGGGGUCUUUGAUAAUGACCAAGUAUUUGCAAUCAAGAAGUCUCACCAAAGUUCUUAUCAAACCAUUCUAGAGUUUAGAAAUGAGGUUGAGCUGCUUUCAAGAGUGAAGCAUUCCAAUCUUGUUGGGUUGGAAGGCUAUUGUGAUCAACAAAACCAUAAGAUUUUGGUUUAUGAGUAUGUACCUCAUGGAUCCCUUCUUGACUACAUUGUAGGAAGAAGGAAGCCUUUAACUUGGAGACAAAGAGUAAACAUUGCAAUUGGAGCAGCAAAAGGCAUUGCACAUCUGCAUGAAGGUGUAAAGCCAAGCAUAAUUCACAGGGAUAUAAAGCCAAGUAAUAUAUUGAUUGGUGAAGACUUUGAAGCAAAAGUAUCAGAUUUUGGUUUAGUGAAAUCAGGGCCAAUGGAUGGUCAAUCUCAUGUAAGCAGUCAGAUUAAAGGAACACCCGGAUACCUUGAUCCUUCAUAUUGUGCAAGUUAUCAUUUGACACCAUUCAGUGAUGUUUAUAGUUUCGGUAUUAUUCUUCUUCAACUUGUCACUGCAAGGCCUGCGGUUGCUAGUACGAGAUCGCAAUCUCGGUAUCACAUUAUUGAUUGGGCAAGAGCAAGCUUGGAAAAAGGCAAUGUAGCAGAUAUAAUCGAUGCGAACUUACUAACAGAACCAUGCAACAUGGACAUGAUGCUAAAGAUGGGACAACUUGGGCUCAAAUGUGUCAUAAAAUCACCGAAAAACCGACCUACGAUGAUCGAAGUGGUUCGAGAACUAGAGGAAGCACUAGAAGCUACAAAGUCUUAUGAAUGCAAGCAAGAACCAAGAGUAUCAUCACAUGAAUCUAUUGAAAAAGACGAAGGUUUGAGCUUUAGCAUCAAUGGCAUUGGAUUAGAGAAAUUUCAAGUGGAGAAUGAUGGCCUUUCUAUCAAUAGUGCAAGCAUGCAAUGCUUUGAUGUAAAUAGUAUCAUCUUAGGUGAAAGAGAUGACUUGAAAAUUAUCAAUGGAGGAAAUGAUGGAGCUCAUCUUGGUACUUCAAAUGUGGUAUUGUUGUAAUAUGGAUUAUAAUUUUGAAGCUUGAUUUACA
Molecule: messenger RNA, 1531 nt
Organism: Dioscorea cayenensis subsp. rotundata (Guinea yam)
Lineage: Eukaryota; Viridiplantae; Streptophyta; Magnoliopsida; Dioscoreales; Dioscoreaceae
Product: probable serine/threonine-protein kinase PBL9
Exons: 7
Coding region: 118-1500 (460 amino acids)
Biological process (GO): protein phosphorylation
Molecular function (GO): ATP binding; protein kinase activity
Source: RefSeq, a predicted model, not a curated record